UAAAACAAUAUGACGGAGUAAAUAAACAACAGCGCCUCCUACGAAUUCACAAAAUGAAGUUAACUGACAAUGUUGUUCGAAACUUCAGAGUUGCUAAAGUAUUUAGGGAAAAUACAGAACGAAUAAAUAAUUUAGACUUUUCGGCAAACGGAGAAACUCUUAUUUCAAGCAGUGAUGAUGACUCUAUCGUCAUAUACGAUUGCCAGAAUGGAACGCCUAAGAAAACUUUAAACAGUAAGAAGUAUGGUGUGGAUUUGAUUUGUUAUACACACGCAGUCAACACAGCAUUACACAGUUCAACCAAAGUUGAUGAUACCAUCAGAUAUCUGUCUCUUCAUGACAAUAAAUACAUUAGAUACUUUCCAGGCCACACUAAAAAGGUUGUAGCAUUGAACAUGUCACCAAUAAAUGAUUCUUUCCUCUCAGGAUCUCUAGAUAAAACACUAAGAUUAUGGGAUUUGCGUUCACAGAAUUGUCAGGGAUUAAUGCAUUUAUCAGGUCGGCCUGUUGCAGCUUUUGAUCCAGAAGGACUUAUUUUUGCUGCUGGUAUCAACUCAGAAUGUGUUAAAUUAUAUGAUCUGAGGUCAUUUGAUAGGGGACCAUUUGCCACAUUUAAACUAGCUCAAGAUAAAGAUUGUGACUGGACUGGAAUGAAGUUUAGUCCUGAUGGUAAAAUGAUACUGAUAUCUACCAAUGGACAGGUUGUCAGGUUGAUUGAUGCCUUCCAGGGAACACCAUUACAGACAUUUAUGGGCUUUCAGAACACUAAAGGUAUAAGUUUGGAAGCAUCUUUUAGUCCAGAUUCUCAGUUUGCAUUUGUUGGUUCAACUGAUGGUAAAAUUAACUGUUGGAAUACAGACACUGGAGUGAGGGUGGCUGUGUUUAACUGUGAUCAUCCAGGACCAGUCCAAUGUGUUCAGUUUAAUCCUAAACUAAUGAUGUUAGCUACUGCUUGUACAAAUAUGGCAUUUUGGUUACCUUACAUUGAUGAUUGAGUGAUUAAGAAAUGGUUUCAUACAAACGUUGGAGGCAGCAAAGACAUGAAGAAUAGUGAUGAAUGUUUUAUAAAUGUUGUAUAUGACUGAGACAUAUUAUGAAAGAUGCAUUUUAUAUACAAUUGUUGUUUAUUUCACUGUUAAUGUGCAAUCUCAUAAACAUUAUUUGUUUGAAAUAAUUUUAAGUGCAAGAGACACAGGCUCAGAAUAUUUGUAUCUUGUUUUAAGGUUUAGACAUAUUAAAUAUUUUUACUUCAUAUUCAAGACAUAUUUUGAUAUUUAAAUUUGAUUUAAAAUGAAAGACUUAAUAGUUUUUGAACAGUCAAAUUAAAGUGAUGUUGCUUUGCAAUUUUUUUUUAUUUUAUUUUUUUAUUCAGUGUUUUUAAAAGACUCCUAUCAUGUAUUUGAAAUUUAGAAAGAAAAAAAAUAAACAUUAGUUUUAAAAAAGACACACCUUAGUUACUUAAGUUCAAACAAUUUUUUUAUUUUAUACAUUCUAAUUAUGGAAAAAAAAUCUACAGCAAAUAAUCUCACAAUGUAUAUGCUACACAAAACACAUAAAUAUGUCAAACAUAUGAAUGUUACAGUCUGUCUGUUUAGUAUUUUAACCAUUAUGAGUUUUUCACUCUUAUUAUUUAUUUUUUUUAAUUCCUGCCACAUUUAUAUUUGCUUCAGUUGUGGGCAUUGAACCAUUAUACAUGCCCACCAGUUUAUUGUACUAUUGUGAAUACAACUCAUCCAUACUUCAUUCAUGUGAAGAUGUUUAAUUCAGAUAAACCUUAAGAAUUGUAAUUCACACAAACACUAUUUCAAAUUAAGCUAUCCAAAGAUCUGAAUGCAAUGUCAUCAUCACUUUCUUUCCUAUAAUGUUGUCCUUUACAUAACCAUUUUUUGUUGUGUACUUACAAAACGGGAGAUUAAUCCUGUGACUAAAAAAGACUAACUUUUCAUAAAGUUACUUGUAACAGUUAUGUCAAUAAUUUGUGAUAAAUGUAAAUCCAGGUAAACCUCAUUACUAAGUGUAUAUGAUCAUUUAAUGCCCCAUUUAAAAGACUGUUUUACCCGGUAUUAUUUUCCAAUGUAGGUAACUGUAACAUAGUAACACAUGUAUAAAUACAUAGAAAGGACCAAGAAGUUAUUCACUGCCAACACUGAUGUGUAUUGUGAUGUGUGUGUAUAAGUGUGAUGAAGGAUAUGUAUUAUCAGUUUUACAAGUUUGUGUGACAGGUUUCUCAUAUGACAUCCUACCUAACAGUACCAUUAUAAAUAACAAUUUUGUAUCUUAA
Molecule: messenger RNA, 2281 nt
Organism: Mytilus trossulus (common blue mussel)
Lineage: Eukaryota; Metazoa; Mollusca; Bivalvia; Mytilida; Mytilidae
Product: WD repeat-containing protein 82-like
Exons: 9
Coding region: 54-995 (313 amino acids)
Cellular component (GO): Set1C/COMPASS complex
Molecular function (GO): protein binding; chromatin binding
Source: RefSeq, a predicted model, not a curated record